AUGUCCAACAAGAUCCUCUUCGUCUUCACCUCUGUCAACAAGACCCUCACGGGCGAGCCUACCGGCUGGUACCUCCCCGAGGCCGCGCACCCCUACUACGUCCUCGCCCCGCACUUUGACAUCGACUUCGCCGCGCCCGCAGGCCCGAACCCGCCGCUCGACCCCGUCAGCAAGGAGAUGUUCCAGGACGAGGAGAGCCAGAAGUUCCUCACGGACAAGGUCCCGCAGGAGAAGCUCGCGAACGCGAAGAAGCUCGCCGACGUGAACCCGGACGACUACGCGGCCGUGUUCUACGUCGGCGGCCAUGGACCCGUCAUCGACCUCGCCACGGAUCCGACGAACGUGAAAUUGGCGAGCAAGUUCUGGCAGCAGGGCAAGAUUGUCUCCGCCGUCUGCCACGGCCCCGCCGCGCUCGUCGGCGCCACCGACGCGUCCGGCCAAUCCAUCUUCAAGGGCCGCCGCGCGACGUGCUUCACCUACGACGAGGAGCUGCAGGUCAAGAAGGUCGACUCCAUCCCCUUCCAGCCCGAGCACAAGAUCGUCGAGCUGGGAGGGAAGUUCGAGAAGACCGAACCGUGGGGCGUCAAGGUCGUCGCGGACGGCCAGCUCUACACCGGUCAGAACCCCGCGUCGGCGGGCCCGCUCGGGCAGGAGUUGUUGAAGGCGCUGAAGAAGUAA
Schizophyllum commune H4-8 is the source of this 678-nucleotide messenger RNA. RefSeq names its product class I glutamine amidotransferase-like protein. The transcript has 3 exons. The record is from RefSeq and is a predicted model, not a curated record. Lineage: Eukaryota; Fungi; Basidiomycota; Agaricomycetes; Agaricales; Schizophyllaceae. Bases 1 to 678 code for a protein of 225 amino acids.